AUGGAUAAUGAUCCUAAAGAACCAGCACAGGAUAUAGACCAGCAGAUUAAGAAGCACAUUGACAGUGCAUAUCAACAAAUACAAACCACAAUAAAUGAACGUCUUAAUAAACUGAAACAAGCUAGAUUAAUGGAUGGUGAACCAAAUCUUAAUAACAACCAACCUACAGAAGAAGAGCAGAGCAAUCUCACAACACCUAUAACAAUAUGCUCAUCUGCAAGAACAAAAGAUGACAUUAUUCCAGGUAAUUAUCCACCUACUCCUACAUUCAACAGAAGGAUAGUAAAUCUGAUGACACAAGACACUGCAUCCAGUGCAGAUAAUUCAGUAAAUGAAAUAUUAUCCAGCAUUCCUCCACAAGAGAUACCUAUGACUCCAGAAGAAAUGCAAACAUUGCUACAAAUUGAUCUAGAUAAAUUUAAU
Racocetra persica is the source of this 423-nucleotide messenger RNA. The record is from the annotation of a GenBank genome assembly. NCBI's taxonomy places the organism in Eukaryota, Fungi, Glomeromycota, Glomeromycetes, Diversisporales, Gigasporaceae.